This is a messenger RNA of Nymphaea colorata (pocket water lily), 3476 nucleotides long. Its product is annotated as protein argonaute 10-like. The coding region runs from base 475 to 3387 and encodes 970 amino acids. The transcript has 24 exons. Gene Ontology annotation, biological process: regulatory ncRNA-mediated post-transcriptional gene silencing. Gene Ontology annotation, molecular function: protein binding; RNA binding. The record is from RefSeq and is a predicted model, not a curated record. Lineage: Eukaryota; Viridiplantae; Streptophyta; Magnoliopsida; Nymphaeales; Nymphaeaceae. Gene Ontology annotation, cellular component: cytoplasm.
GCCCCCCCACCCAUAUCUUUGAGGCCCUAUUCCCUUUCAAUACUCAAAAGCCCUUCCUGCUUUACGCUACUUCCUACACGUGAUCCUCUCUCUCUCUCUCUCUUUCUCUCUCUCUACAAUUUUUUAUUUUGGUUUUCAAGGAAAAUCCAUGGGCUUCGUUCCCUCUCUAUAAAUCUCUCUUCUUCCCAGCAAAUCCCGAAUUGCUGAUGACCUUCAUCCCAUCGCACGCCGUCACUAUUGCAUCCAACUCCCUACAUGAUUUCUCAAACUGAGAAAGGAACAAAGAGAAGAAGUGAAAGCUGCUUUGCCUAUAUCGCUUGUAGUGCUAGUCUGCUCCUUUCCUCCCGAGACAGCUCUUGAUAACCUGAGCCCGGGAUCAGAAAGAAUUGGUUGGUGUUUUUUGGUGACACACCAUCUUUUCCUAUGCAAACUCUGGAUUGACUUUAUCCCUACGUUUGCCAUCUCCGUUCAAUCAUGCCUCUAGGCCAAAUGAAAGAGAAUGCAGAGUACCAUGUAGUGAUAAAGAACAAUCAUGUACAAAACCCAUCAAAAACCCUUCAAGCUAGAAAGGGUCCUCCCCAAGAGCAUCUUCAGAAUGGCAGAAGCAAAAGAAGGCCGAGAGCCAAGGGAAAACCAGAUCAAGGUGACGUUUUUGCGCGCCUGGAUUCCAGAGUCUGCAGUAUGGAGCCGCCGGUCCCCGUGAAAGGUUUGGAACUCCCGGCACCUCGAAUUGAUGCCUGCAAUACGCGGGGUUUGGUUGGCAUGGAAGUGGGGCCUCCUGCUUCUAGCAAGGCUAUCAGGUUUCCUGCUAGGCCUGGUUAUGGACAAGCUGGAGUAAAGUGCCUGGUGAAAGCCAACCAUUUCUUUGCUGAGCUUCCGCAGAAGGACUUGAACCAGUAUGAUGUAACCAUAACUCCUGAGGUGGUGUCUAGAAGCGUGAACAGGGCUAUCAUGGCUGACCUGGUGAAACUAUACAGGGAGUCUGAUCUGGGGAUGAGAUUGCCUGCUUAUGACGGAAGGAAGAGCCUGUACACCGCAGGAGUACUUCCUUUCACUUCAAAGGAGUUCAUUGUUAAACUUGUGGAUGAAGAAGACGGUGUUCACGGUCCCAAAAGGGAAAGGGAAUUUCGGGUUGCAAUAAAAUUUGUCGCAAGAGCUGAUCUGCACCAUUUGGGAGAGUUUCUGGCUGGUAGACGAGCUGAGGCUCCACAAGAAGCUCUUCAAGUUCUCGACAUUGUUCUUCGAGAACUAUCAACUCAAAGGUAUUGCCCUGUCGGGAGAUCAUUUUAUUCUCCUGAUAUUCGGAGGCCGCAGCGGCUUGGUGAAGGACUGGAGUCCUGGUGUGGCUUUUAUCAAAGUAUAAGGCCUACUCAAAUGGGUCUUUCUCUAAAUAUUGACAUGUCUUCCACAGCCUUUAUAGAACCACUUCCAGUAAUUGAGUUUGUAGCUCAAAUUCUGAACAAAGAUGUUCUGUCAAGACCAUUAUCUGAUGCUGACCGUAUAAAGAUCAAGAAGGCAUUGAGAGGUGUUAAAGUUGAAGUCACUCAUAGAGGAAAUGUUAGAAGGAAGUACAGAGUUUCUGGGUUGACAUCGCAGCCAACUAGGGAGCUUGUGUUUCCAGUUGAUGAUCAAUCAACAAUGAAAUCAGUAGUUGAGUACUUUCAAGAGAUGUAUGGCUUCACCAUCCAACACACUCAGCUUCCUUGCCUUCAAGUGGGAAACCAAAAGAAAGCUAAUUAUUUGCCAAUGGAGGCGUGUAAAAUUGUGGAGGGGCAACGAUAUACCAAAAGGUUGAAUGAGAAGCAGAUCACGGCUCUCCUCAAAGUUACAUGCCAGAGACCUAGAGAUAGGGAAAUGGAUAUUUUGCAGACUGUCCACCAUAAUGCAUAUGACCAAGAUCCAUAUGCAAAGGAAUUUGGGAUCAAAAUCAGUGAAAAGCUUGCCUCUGUUGAGGCUCGGAUUUUGCCUGCACCUUGGCUGAAGUAUCAUGAAACUGGAAAAGAAAAGGACUGCUUGCCUCAGGUUGGUCAGUGGAAUAUGAUGAACAAGAAAAUGAUAAAUGGGAGUAAAGUGAGCCAUUGGGCAUGUAUCAACUUCUCAAGAAGUGUCCAGGAGAGUGUAGCACGCAGCUUCUGUAAUGAGUUGGCACAAAUGUGCCAAGUGUCUGGCAUGGAAUUCAAUCCUGAGCCUGUGAUUCCUGUAUAUGCUGCCAGACCUGACCAGGUAGAAAAGGCCCUUAAGCAUGUAUAUAAUGCUAGUAUAAACAAACUGAAAGGGAAAGAGCUGGAUCUCCUCUUAGCCAUAUUGCCCGACAACAAUGGCUCUUUGUAUGGUGAUCUCAAGCGGAUAUGUGAAACUGAUCUAGGCUUAAUAUCUCAGUGUUGUCUCACAAAGCACGUAUUCAAAGUUAGCAAGCAGUACCUGGCCAAUGUCUCGUUGAAAAUUAAUGUCAAGAUGGGAGGAAGAAACACUGUCCUUAUGGAUGCUAUCAGCUGGAGAAUACCUUUGGUUAGUGAUAUACCUACCAUAAUAUUUGGAGCAGAUGUGACCCACCCCGAGACAGGGGAGGAUUCCAGUCCAUCCAUAGCAGCUGUUGUAGCUUCUCAGGAUUGGCCAGAGAUUACAAAGUAUGCUGGGCUGGUUUGUGCUCAAGCUCAUCGGCAAGAGCUUAUACAAGAUUUGUACAAGACAUGGCAUGACCCCGUCCGCGGUACAGUUAGUGGUGGCAUGAUUCGGGACCUCUUGAUUUCCUUUAGAAGGGCAACUGGUCAGAAGCCACUGCGAAUUAUUUUUUAUAGGGAUGGUGUGAGCGAAGGUCAAUUCUAUCAAGUGCUGCUGUAUGAGCUAGAUGCAAUAAGGAAGGCCUGUGCUUCACUGGAACCAAAUUACCAACCACCGGUGACUUUUGUUGUCGUGCAAAAGCGGCAUCAUACACGACUAUUUGCUAGCAACCAUAGAGACAGAGGCAGCACAGAUAAGAGUGGCAACAUUCUCCCGGGCACUGUGGUUGAUACUAAAAUUUGCCAUCCCAAUGAAUUUGAUUUCUACCUGUGCAGUCAUGCUGGGAUACAGGGCACUAGCCGGCCUGCUCAUUACCACGUGCUGUGGGAUGAGAACAAUUUUACAGCUGAUGGGAUGCAGACACUAACCAACAACUUAUGCUAUACGUAUGCUAGGUGUACCCGCUCCGUCUCCGUAGUGCCCCCUGCUUACUAUGCGCAUCUUGCGGCAUUUCGCGCAAGAUUCUACAUGGAGCCUGAUGCAAUGGACAACGGCUCCACACCUGGUGGUCGGAGUUCAGGAUCAACAAAGAGUGGGCGUUCGGCUGGCGUCCGGCCGUUACCAGCACUGAAGGAGAAUGUCAAGAAAGUUAUGUUCUACUGCUGAGGAACCGAUGGUGAUGAAUUCUGUGCUCCCAUCGGCUUCUCUCCUUGUAUGUAUAUAAGAAUUAUUCAUGAUCCAAGAAUCUUUCCUUC